Messenger RNA from Durusdinium trenchii, 2442 nucleotides. Lineage: Eukaryota; Dinophyceae; Suessiales; Symbiodiniaceae. The record is from the annotation of a GenBank genome assembly.
AUGUGGCUCACCGUGCCUUUGCAGCUGAUCAUGCCGACGUUGGGCACGUGGAUCACUCUGCAGAUCGUCAGUGGAGCGAUCGCUGGCAUCCCAUUGGCGGAGGAGUUUGUCUCGGUGGCUGUCCCUGGAACUUUUGUGAUUUUGUGCUGUGGGCCUUGUUUGUUCAUCCCAGCUGUGUUGAUGGGUGACUGGAUGGCCGAAGCUCGUGAAGAGCGUGAAGAUCCCUGGAUCCCCUCCUGGAUGUUGCCAAAGGAGCUUGUGUGGCAGCCCUUGAGCAAGGAGCAACGUCGGCUCCGGCGCCGCUACGCUCUCUUCGCGAUUUUGAGUUACAGUCACCGUGCAGCUUGUCCUAUGCUGCUUCUACUGGUCUUCGUCUUGCUGGUGGUGACCCUGAGCAAUAAUAUCCAGGCGCCGUUGGAUGCGGGGACGCCGCAGCUCUUCGGAGACGGUGAGCUCUUCCGAGAGGGGCAAGUGGCGAAGGAGCUUUGGGGUGCCUUGCCCAGCCCUGAAACCAUCGCUGCACGGGCCCUGCGCAACGCCACGGCCUGCCGCAUCGAAGCCGCCAUGAGCGGCGCUAGCGGAGCCAGCAGCGCGUGCUCCUGGUUUUCAUGCGAGGCAGAGAAAGGGGUCGAGCUGGCAGAGGACACGUGCAGCUGCGACUAUCGUUUGUUCACUCCACAGUCCGGAGCCUCCACUUGCCAAGCAGAGGCGCGCUUCAGCGGUCUGCACGCGGUGCCCGAGACCUUUUGGCCUUGGGUCCAAGAGCAGUACACCAUGGAGUUCUUGAGUAACGCCAGCAGCCAGCAGGAACCACCGCUCGGCAUCGAAGAUUGGAACUUGGGGCAAAACCUGCUGCAAUCACAGGUCUCCAGCUCCCGAGUGGCCCAACGCCCGGUGAACGGGAACACCGGGUGCUUCCGCGCGCAGUGUUAUUGCGAUGCCCGGCGCUGCAAGCGCCCCAGCGGCUGGCAACGUUUUGGCUCCUUCACGGUGCCUGGCAGCGUCGGGCAAUCGAGCAACGUGAGCAUGGACACCGCGGUCCCCUCCACCGAUGUCUUCAUCGUUUGGGGCUUGGAGCAACAGACCUCCAACGACGCGUCCGCCUCUGGGCUGACCUUCCAAGCAGCCCUCAACUGGGCGGAUCCACAGGUGCAGCGGGAGCAGCUGAGAACCUGUGAGGCCACUCCUCCUGAGAUGGAGGUCCUCUCGCGGAAGUGCUUUGCCUCGGACUUCAAGACUUGGUUGGAGUCCAAGGGCGAACGCUACCCUGUGAAGCCGUCCGAGCUCUAUGCCGAGCGGCUCCAGGAGUUCGCUGAAGAGCAUGGCCGGGAGAAGUACUUCUGGCGAGCGCCCACGGGAGGGCUGGCGGGCACUGUGGCACGCCUGCGUGUGCCCAGAGAUACCCCGCGGCAGCAGCUCCAGGAAGGUUGGCAGCACUACAUGUCCUUGAGGAGGAUGGCCCCUUGGCGCUCCCAAGCCUGGACGGCCUUGGAAGCCAUCACCGAGGAAGAGGAACUUCAGCUCCUGCAGGCGGCGACCAACGAGGUGGCGCUGCUCUUGGUGAUGAUGCUGGCGCUCUGGACGUGCCUUUUCACCUUCAGUCUCCGCAUGGCCCUCGCCGGUGCCUGCGCUGGGGGGUUCGGCAUCCUCAUGUUCUUCCUUUGCCAACCUUUUGGGCCCCAGUCGGCGGCCCUGCAGCUGCUGUGCCUCUUGCUGCUGGUGACCACCCUGGUCGCGCCGGCUUCGCGCUUUCUCUUCUUCUACAGUGGCGCACGCAACGGUCCCAGCAAGCGCGUGAAGAACGAGAAGAGCACCUCCUUCGAGAUAGAGGAGGAUGCAGCCCAAGAGCCAAAGGAAGUGCGACAGGUGCGGGGUGAUCAGACGCAACGCUUCGUGAGCCUGGCCGCGGAGGAUCCGCAGCUGCAAAAAGAGAAGGAGGAACAACAACGACGUGCACAGGUUGCCGCAGAGCGAAAGGAAAUGCAGAGUCUCUUCCGCCCCUCGGCGAUCCCCUCGGAGCGGCGGAACCGGAGCACCACGGCACUGGGCAAUUCCUUGGAGAUCUUGCUGGGUAAUGUGCUGGCGAUGAUCAUUUCUUGGGUGACCUUGUGGGUCUUCGCGCCCGACAGCCUGGCACAGGUUGGUCGGAUCUUCCCAGUUCUCUCGGUGACUUUGCUGAUGGUGAUCUUGUGCGUGCUGCCUGUCCUCAUCCUCUUUGGCUUGGGCUCCUCCAGGGUUUGGCGGCAAGCCAUGUUGGCCUUCAUGGGUGCCAUCACAGGCUGGAACCGCCGCUUCGGGGGCCCCGCCUGCAGCUUCCCAGAGCUGCGGAAGCCAGAGGACGACGAUUUGGAGGUGAGCCGAUCCAUCAAGGUUCUCGGCUGGCCCUUCACUCGCAUUGCGUCUUAUUGGCGUGCCCACCAGGUGACUGCCAGCCGGAAGUGA